Messenger RNA from Lacerta agilis (Sand lizard), 997 nucleotides. RefSeq names its product methyl-CpG binding domain protein 3 (gene MBD3). The record is from RefSeq and is a predicted model, not a curated record. Gene Ontology annotation, molecular function: DNA binding. NCBI's taxonomy places the organism in Eukaryota, Metazoa, Chordata, Lepidosauria, Squamata, Lacertidae.
GGCCUCAUGGAAGCGAUGGAUCGGAAGAGGUGGGAGUGCUCAGCUCUCCCGCAGGGAUAAAGGGAAGAAGUGACCAGGAAAUCGGGGCUCUCCGCUGGGAAGAGUGAUGUCUAUUAUUAUAGUCCCGACGGGAAGAAAUUCCGGAGCAAGCCGCAGCCAGCUGGCGUUACCCUCGGCAACUCCAUGGACCUGAGCACCUUCGACUUCCGGACGGGGAAGAUGCUCAUGAGCAAAGUGAACAAAAACAGGCAGCGGAUGCGCUACGACUGCUCCAGUCAGGCCAAGGGCAAACCCGACCUGAACACGGCACUCCCCGUCCGGCAGACGGCUUCGAUCUUCAAGCAGCCGGUCACCAAGAUCACCAACCACCCGAGCAAUAAAGUCAAGACGGACCCCCAAAAGGCAGUCCGACCAAACCAGCCAGCCCAGCUCUUCUGGGAGAAGAAGCUCAGCGGCCUCAACGCCUUCGAUAUCGCAGAGGAGCUGGUGAAGACCAUGGACCUCCCAAAAGGUUUGCAAGGCGUGGGGCCAGGCUGCACCGACGAGACCCUCCUCUCGGCCAUUGCCAGCGCCCUGCACACCAGCACCAUGCCCAUCACCGGGCAGCUCUCUGCCGCCGUGGAGAAGAACCCCGGCGUCUGGCUCAACACCUCCCAGCCCCUCUGCAAAGCCUUCAUGGUGACCGAUGAGGACAUCAGGAAACAGGAAGAGCUCGUACAGCAGGUGCGAAAGAGGCUGGAAGAAGCUCUGAUGGCCGACAUGCUCGCUCACGUAGAGGAGAUCGCGAGGGACGGCGAGGCGCCCGAAGAGAAGGCCUUGGGGGACGAAGACGGGGAGGAAGAAGAGGAGGAGGAGGACGUGGAUCACGGGCCGGAGGUGGAGAGCGUAUAGUCCAGGGAGUCCCUCUUGAGAAUCCUAGCCUUUCCUCGCCCCACGAAGGGGCGAGCUUGCCGUCGGACAGCAUCGCACGUCAUCUCCACCGCCACCUGGAGACGCC